Molecule: messenger RNA, 902 nt
Organism: Pomacea canaliculata
Lineage: Eukaryota; Metazoa; Mollusca; Gastropoda; Architaenioglossa; Ampullariidae
Exons: 7
Coding region: 37-819 (260 amino acids)
Cellular component (GO): extracellular region
Molecular function (GO): chitin binding
Source: RefSeq, a predicted model, not a curated record
GGCGCUAAAGGGAGGAAGCUGAAGGGAAGCUUUGUCAUGCUGCUUACCUUUAUUGUUUUAUGUGUUGUUCUUUCCGGUGUGGCCUUUGGCAUUUUUGCCAUUUAUAAAUUUACACAAAAAGAAAAUAUGCAGGGAGUCACAGAUAAAGAAGUGUCAGAUGGUGAACAAGUAUUUUCAGGGUUACUCAGGGUCAACGAAACAUUUACUUACGAGAUGGCAAACUCAAGAUCUCCAAAGUUUCACAGCUUCCAAGAGAGAUUUUGCACUAAUAUUGAGUCUGUUGUGACACGCAAUGGCAGCUCGGGACGCUGCAAAGUAAACAGUUUGAGCAACGGCUCCAUUAUCGUCAACUUCACUUUGGUGAUAACACACCCGAUGUCUGUCAAUGAAACGCGGGACCUGCUUCUCUGUCUGUUUAACGGCACUCAAGUGGGAACCAUGAGAGUCGAUUCUCAGGCAACACAAUUUACAUUCAAUCCUGAUGGAAAUGAGACAAUCGUCAGUAAAGAGCGGAAGUCGUCCAGCUGCUCAUCUGAUUCACUGCCCAUCUCGCCCAUGAGCUACACAUACCCAGACUACUGUGGAGACUACCAGGUGUGCAACCAGGGCAACUCAGUCCUACAGACAUGUCCUGAGGGAGAGGAGUUUACUUACCUCUCUCUACAUGACAGAGUAAUUUGUGCUUUGCCUUCCAGUAACACUUACUGCGGGAUGAAGAGAGUACCAAUGAUGAACACCGCUCACCAGUGCCAGUGGGUCGCGUUUUCUCUGUGUUCAGGUAUUUUGAUUGCUUUGACAUUUCCAGGUCUCGGUGUCUGAUGGAUUGGUGUGAUGGAGUGACUAACGCAGUCCUUGUCUCUUUUUCGAGCGGCGGAUUGUUUAUUUUUGAGAGACCAAAGUAA